Molecule: messenger RNA, 1879 nt
Organism: Leguminivora glycinivorella
Lineage: Eukaryota; Metazoa; Arthropoda; Insecta; Lepidoptera; Tortricidae
Product: putative inorganic phosphate cotransporter
Exons: 8
Coding region: 253-1797 (514 amino acids)
Biological process (GO): transmembrane transport; monoatomic anion transport
Molecular function (GO): transmembrane transporter activity
Source: RefSeq, a predicted model, not a curated record
ACCGCUUAGCGUAAAUAAGGAAAUAAAAGUACAAGUAAUAGUGUUCGGAGGGCUAUGACGAAAACGUCGCGCUGUAAAACAAGGAACCAAGUCGGCACGGCGUUUUAUCUUUCAGUGCGCCUCCUGUAGUCAACACCUCUACACCUGUAACACCUGUCAUAAAACUUGAGUGCCCGCGUCUCUGCAGCCGUAUGACUUGUACACAGUGAUGAGUUCAGUUUUAUUGUGUUUCUAGAUACUACCUACUUCAACAUGUUGACAGGGUGGAGGCUGGUUCUAUCAAAAUUGUUCCUCAUACCGCAGCGGUAUGUGUUCGCAAUCAUGGCGCUGUUGGCGAUCGCCAACGCCUACACGAUGCGAGUCUGUCUCAACAUGGCCAUCACUCAGAUGGUGAGGAAGACGACGGCUGUGGAAGGCGACCCGCAUUUUGACCCCGAUGCAUGCCCGGACCCGGUUAUGAAGACCGUCGUGCCGGGUAACACUACUGCCACUUACUUUAAAAGCGAGGCAGUUUUAUUCGAAUGGAGCGAAGCCACCCAAGGCUUGCUCUUAAGUGCUUUCUACUUUGGUUACGUCCUCACGCACAUUCCUGGAGGCAUGUUGGCAGAGCGGUUUGGAGGCAAAUGGGUCCUUGGCUUGGGUCUCCUGUCUACUGCUCUCUGUACUUUCAUCACCCCAGUUGUGACUAAGAUGGGUGGAGCACCGGCGCUGUUUGCGUUGAGAGUCAUUGAAGGAUUUGGUGAAGGUCCAACAAUGCCUGCACUGAUGUCAAUGGUAUCCCGCUGGGCUCCAAAAACCGAACGUGCGAGGAUAGGUUCAAUCGUGUUCGGAGGUGCUCAGAUCGGAAACAUUGCGGGAACGUUCUUCUCAGGAUUUGUUCUGAGCGAUGGAGUCUGGGACAACGUGUUUUACUUAUUCGGAGGACUGGGGCUAGUUUGGUUUGUUCUUUGGUGUGUCCUUUGCUACAGCACGCCGAACACCCACCCCUACAUUUCGGACAAAGAAAAGAAAUUUUUAAACGAGAAUGUAGCAUCUCUGAUCAGCACCUCACAGCACGAGCUAGACCCGGUACCUUGGAAAGCGCUGCUGCGCUCCGUGCCUCUGUGGGCUUUAAUUAUUGCGGGAGUCGGACACGACUGGGGAUACUUUACAAUGGUGACCGAUCUCCCCAAGUACAUGACUGACGUCCUGAAGUUCAACAUUAAGGCUGCCGGCGUGUUGUCUUCCCUGCCUUAUAUCUCUAUGUGGAUAGCCGCCUUCUUCUUUGGUCUGCUUUGUGACUUCUGUGUCAAACGGGGAUACCACAGCAUUCUUAAUGCUAGGAAAAUCUAUACUACAAUAGCUGCCACGGGUCCCGGUAUCUGCAUCAUCAUGGCUUCAUACUCCGGCUGUGACACGACGCUGGCCGUGUUCUGGUUCGUGGCAGCCAUGACGCUGAUGGGAGCGUACUACAGCGGCAUGAAGAUCAACGCGUUGGAUAUCACACCGAACUACGCUGGCACCACCACCGCCAUGGUUAAUGGGAUAGCAGCUAUAUCUGCCAUUAUAACGCCGUAUCUUAUUGGCCUUUUGACUCCACAGUCGACCCUAGCGCAAUGGCGGAUAGCAUUCUGGGUAUGCCUAGCGGUGCUAGUCAUAACCAACAUCAUCUACCUCAUCUGGGCACAAGGAGAGCCCCAAUGGUGGGACGACGUCAAGAAAUACGGGUAUCCGCCUAAUUGGAAACAUGGCCCGCUACCCACCAAGAAGAAGGACAGUGAAGCACCCAAAGAAAGUAAAGAAAAACAGAAAGAGUGACUGAAAUGACAAUUAGUAAUAUUGUAAUAUGGUUUUAAUUUAUAUUUAAAUGUACAAAUAGGAUUAAAUACGUUAAUGAGUA